This is a messenger RNA of Cuscuta epithymum, 1453 nucleotides long. Lineage: Eukaryota; Viridiplantae; Streptophyta; Magnoliopsida; Solanales; Convolvulaceae. The record is from the annotation of a GenBank genome assembly.
GCCAAAAACAUCAUGAGUUCUUUUCCGCAUUUUACAAAUCCAUUAAUGAAGAUGAAGAUGAAGAAGCUUAUUCCGACCGCAUGCGCAUGGCUUUGAUGGCUUCUUUGGUUGCAACAAGCUCCAAUAGUAGUCGUGAUUACAUAGACCGUGGUCGGGAAGCUGGACACCGUUUGUUGAUGGAUGAUUACUGGAAUCCAAAUCCCACCUACAAUGCACGUAUCUUCCGUCGUCGUUAUCGCAUGCAACCGGCUCUAUUUGAUCGAAUCAUGAAAGAUGUCAUGGCUUUCGAUCCCUAUUUUGUAAGUACAGUAGAUGCAACAAACAAGGUAUCUCUUUCUCCUAAUAAAAAACUCACUAGUGCGAUAUUUAUGCUCGCCAAUGGUUGCUCGGCUGAUUCAUUAGAUCAGUUAUGUCGUUUGAGUGAGACAACUACACUUUUGUGCAUGAAAAAAUUUUGUGGGGCAGUUAUUAGUGUGUAUGGUUCUUGGUACCUACGAACCCCUAACCUCGGGGAUCUGCAUCGUCUUCUUGAAAAGGCCUCGAAAAGAGGCUUUCCCGGGAUGAUUGGGUCCAUUGAUUGCAUGCACUGGGAGUGGAAAAACUGUCCUACAUCUUGGGCCGGCCAGUACACCGGGUACAAAAGAAAACCAACAAUUGUGCUCGAAGCAGUUGCUUCUUAUGAUACUCAUAUGUGGCAUGCAUUUUUUGGCACAGCCGGUUCCAACAAUGACCUCAACACUCUUGCAAGCUCUCCAGUCUUUGAUGCUGUUGUAAAUGGAUCUGCCCCUCAGGUACAAUUCCGCGUGGAUGGUAAGCUAUAUAAUCAAUGUUAUUAUUUAGCUGAUGGGAUUUACCCAAGUUGGGGAACUUUUGUUAAGACAAUAAGUCAUCCAGACACUCCUAAGAAAAAGCUUUUUGCUUCAAUGCAAGAGGCUUUUCGUAAGGAUGUUGAAAGAGCAUUUGGAAUUUUACAAGCUAGGUGGGCUAUUGUGCGAGGUCCUGCACGGUUGCACGACAUACGCACAUUAGGUGAUAUAAUGCUGGCAUGCAUUAUACUGCACAACAUGAUAGUGGAAGAUGAAUAUGAAGAGAAUGAUGAAGAACCAACCCAACAAGACUACCGUGAAGACUAUGAUUAUAUUGGUGGUAUUGUUGAAUUGGAUCUUAACCAUGAUGGUCCGACCUUGAGUCAAUAUAUGAUGCGCCACAAUCGAAUUAGAGACUCCUCGGUGCACACAUCGCUUAAAAGUGAUCUCAUAAACCAUCUGUGGAUGCACCAUGGAAAUGGAAUGUAGUUUAUUUGCUUCCCCUAAAUAUUUAUGUGUUUUCUUAAUCUAGUUGUGUUUCAUGUAUUUCAUUUACUAGUGUUACCUUCGUAUUUGUACUAUUUAUGUUUUUCCUAAAAUCUUUAUGUACUUCUGGAACUUUUAUGUGUCUUAAUAAAAUAUUAGCG